Porites evermanni is the source of this 17136-nucleotide messenger RNA. The record is from the annotation of a GenBank genome assembly. Lineage: Eukaryota; Metazoa; Cnidaria; Anthozoa; Scleractinia; Poritidae.
GGGUGCACAGCAAGAAAAGAAAAACAAGAUGCGAGGACGAUGGGGCCAGCAAACGAACGAAAAGAGAAUGUUCUUCUGUUUGUUCCCAACUUAAUAGGUAAGACAUUUUCUUCCUUCUCACUGUUUCUUUUACAGACAAAUGUAUUUUCAUAUAACGUGUGUUGAUUUAUAUCUAGACAGAAGCGCGGUUAGCUCUCGUCGAAAACCUUCGAUAUGUACGGUUUUCACUCGUUUUCGGCUCCUUUCAGUGGACCUUUUAAUAUAGGUUUUGUUUUCUCAGUACAGGUUAUGUCAUACUAAUCUAGAGAACUGUUUAUUUUCGCUCCGUGCACGUCCUUAUAUGCAAGACUGUACACAUCAUUUUUGAAAAGACAGGGAGGAAAUUCCCUUAAAACCUGCCACUGAAACUACAUAUACCUGCAAGCUCAUAAUUCUAAAAAUACCCAGACCAAGUUGAAAUCUUUUUUGCUUGUUGUUUUGAGACAAGCCUUUUUAUGUCACCCUGAUUCAUUUCCCAUGUUCGGCAGUACGUACCCACUUAGGCCUAAGGAAUGCCAGCCCCUCCCCCACCCCCCUCACUAUAGUUGCAUAGCCAUUGCAUAAGGUCAUUACAUAAGGUCUUAUUUUUAAGUGUUUGCCUUGUACUACCAAUAGUGUGUUACCUCAAAUAAGUGCCCAAACAAAUAGUUAAAAUUUUGACCAAAAUUAACAGUACUAUUUACUGCUCAUAAGGUGGCUCCUCAUUGGUUGCAGAAAACAAUAACACAACAUUGUUUAUCGUUAUUUCCAUGGUUUUAUGGUAAGGGUAGCAAACCAGUUGGCUUUUAGGGUUAGGAUAGCUGCUCCAUCUAAAAUUAGGAGCACUUAUGCAAAGGAGUGGGGCUUUCAUCAAGGUUUUUGUCAGCAAACCUAAAAUUCAAAAGUACAUGAAUAUCAGAGAAAAGUGUAGGCACGCGUACACAGAGGUUGGGGUUGUCACUAAGAAUUUAAGUUACCGGGUAAGUACAACAAGUAGGCUGGGAAUUAAACAGCUAGGGGUUUCUUUUGGUCCUAUUUUUCUUCUAUUUUCCUAUGAAAGUAGCUGGGGGCUACGUUCAUGGUAGCCGGGGGAAAUCCCUGGCCCCACCUCUUAAUGUUACUCCUGAGAGGUACAGAUAACUGGAAUUGACUAAACUGUUCUUCUACGUCAUGUAAAUUGAUGCUGGUGUAAUCAAAGCUGAAAAAAUGAUAAACAUGACAAAGGAAAGAAAACUUUUUUGUGAAAUGUUUACCAUCUAAGGAAUUGAAGGAAGGGCAGUGGUGCUCAUUCAAGAGGGGCUUUUAUUUGCUGUUAUAGGGCACAGCAAAAAUAUCACUUUGCGUACAUGUAAUGUUAAUUUGUUAUUAAUAAUAGGCGAUGUGGCUCCUGGAUUUGAACCAAGGAUCAUGUACAAAAUUGUAUCCAAAAACUGCUCUAAAAUCUUCACCAAAGUUUAAAUUCAUUGUGAUUACCUUUAAAACAUUUGCAACCUAAUUUAAAUAUUUGUAUUCGUUGACUAGAGUACAUUUAUUAUCAUUAAUAAUGGUUAAAUUUUUUCCAUAGGCUAUGUUCGUCUGAUCCUUUUAGUAGCUUCUUGGAUAUUUUUCUCCAAUCCAGUUCUGUUUCUGUCCUUCUACACAGCUUCAGUUUUAUUAGAUGGUAAGUGUUUCUUUAGAGGACAAUGUUAUGUUUAGUUAUUUGUUAUGAUUUACGGCAAAAUAACAAGGGAAUUCUUCUGAGCACCCCAAAGCAUUUCACAAAAUUUAUCAUGGGGGGAUCAAUCCUUCAAGGCAGCAGCGCCACGGCUUUGGAACAGUCUUCCCGUAAGCAUUAGAUCUGCUUGCACCAAAAAUGAUUUUAAACAGAAACUUAAGACAUUUUUAUUCAGCAAGGCAUUUUGUUAGUACUAUAAAAUAAUUGUUUUAAUUUAUAUUUAGAUUUUUAUAUAGUUUUUCUGCAGUUUACUUUUCUUAUAACCAAUUGUAAAAUUAAUAGUGUAGUUUUCAUCUUUGAUUCCAAAGUGACUGUAAAUAUUAAAUAUUAUUAUUAUUAGGGACUUGUCAGAAAUUAGCAGGGGGGGAGGGGGGUGGAAACAGAGGGAGGGUCACAACUUUUUGAGACUGCAGAAAAGGGAGGGGUCAUGAAAAAAUGGGCUGUUAAAAGGGGGAGGGUCAUGCAAAUAUGUGUCCGUGAUCAUGUAGAGGUUCACCCACAGAAGAAAAAAGCAGUUCUGUAUUUUGUAAAAAAAACCUGGGAGAAAUAGGAGAGUCGAGUGAUCAGCUGUCAGAGUCAGAGUCAGUCUCUCAAUGCUGUCAUCUAAUGUGUAUGUACAUGGCAUUACAAAGAACAUAUUAGAAAUAUAUCUUGAGCUUUCAUAAUACUGACUCACCCUAGUGUAUUGCAACAACUAGAUUUUAUCAUUUAUACAAGAGGGGGAGGGUCAUGAUAUUUUAGGCCAAGGUCAAGGGGAGGGUUAGCAAAUUUCACUCUCAUUGCAGGGAUGGGUCACCUCAUUUUCGAACCCAAAAUCAAAAUUCCCACCCCCUCCCCCCCUGGUAAUUUCUGUCAAGUCCCUUUUUUAUUAUUUGUGGAUGGCAGUGGAGCAACCUAUAUGGACAUUAAUUGUCUGUCAUUCUAAAUUUUGCAAGCAAUAAGCUGUGCAGAGCUUGAUUAGUGCUGGGGAUCAUGUAUUAAAUGACAUCAAAACAAACAGUCAUUUUAUUAGCAUACAAUCUUGGACAAAAAGCAUUAAGAACUUAGCUUUUUCAUACCCUCAGGAUGCCUAUCCCUCAGAUUUGAUUAUUAAAUACUAUGACCCCUACCCCACUCUGCUCAAUUUUGUUCAGUCAGAAGCAGAAAGGAUCCAGCCGUAUUUACCGGUAAACUUUGUUUAUUCAGAGGGAAAGGCCGGGGAAAUAUCUCGAAGCUAGAGGUGGUCACAUCCAUUUUCCUUAGUAUUAAUUUUAUUAGCCAAGACUGUAACCUGUAUUUGCACUCAGUUUCCCAUCUCUUCAAAUUAUUAAGGGGCUGAGGAAUCACAGAAAAAUUUAAGACUUCUUUCUUUGUAAGUUAUCAUGAUCACUGCUUUGCUCCCUAUGGCAGGCUAUGAUUUGUCUUUCAGUACAGCCUCGAUUUUGAGCAAGAUAAACUUGUACAGUAUUACUGUGUACAUAUACUUAUAAAAUAUUUAAGAUAGUAUGUGCAUUCUGAUUGGUUAAGAACCUAUGGUUUAUUGUGCCUGUAAACUCAUAGAAAACUUAAAGUUAUUUUAUAAAAGCAACAGACCACACUUUCUAUGGGUUUACCACCAUGAUAACCCACUUGGGAUGUUGGAAGAACACUCAGAACGUUUGUCAAUCAAACGCCUUUGGCUCGUGAUUUACAAGCUUUUCUCGUGUUCUCCCAACAUCCCGCUUGGGUUAUCAUGCCGGUAAACCCAUAGAAAGCGUGGUCUAUUGCUUAAAUAUAUACAUGGGCAAACUGAUUUCACCAGGAACUAACCAAUCCAUGGAACAUGUUUUGUUUUCUUCAGGUAUUGAUGGAAUUGUAGCUCGUCAGUUGAAUCAGACGUCAGCAUUUGGUGCUUGGGUAUGAAACUCUUGAGUAUUACAGAAAGUAUAUUCACAAAUAAAUAUGGCCAAAAUUAUUUUGGCGGUAUAUACAGUUGAACCUCCAUUUAACAAACCUCUAUACAACAAAGUCCUGGGUAAAAGGAACAACUUUCCUUACUCCAGAAAUAGUAAAAUAUAUGAAAAAGAAACUCGAUAUACAACCAAACCUCAAUAUAGUGGACAAAUUUACAAAUUUUGCCAGUCUCUUAGCCCGUCAUUAUUUUGAAGUUCCACUGUAUAUGUUUAUAUGCCUUUGUUUAUUUUCUGUUCUGGGUAUACAGUUAAUGAAAACAGAGCAGUAGGGUUCUCCUCUUUAUCUUUUCCCUUCUACAGUGGAACCUCAAUUUAAAAACCUCUAUGCAACCUCUAUAUAAAUCCUUGGUAUAGCAAACAUUAUUUGUCAUUCAAAAUAUUUCUCUGUUUCUGUUUGGUUCAAAUCCCUUGGAAAAUUCUUUAUAACCAACUUGUGGUGACCCCAUUUGUAAGAGGUAUGCAAUAGCUUCUAUUAGUAUUUACCAAAUCAGUGAAUAGCAAUUUUCACGCAUUUUGAUUGGCUCCCGUGACUCGGAAUAUCCUUGGCUAUUCACUGUUUUGUGACCGGUGCCAAGAUGGCGUCUCACUUCAAGGCAUUUUUGGAAGACGAAAUUUGAGCAAUAAAUGAAGCAGUCGUAUAAACAAAUUCAGGGGUUUGCUAAUAUUUCUUGUGAAAAUUAGGGCUUUUGUCAUUUAACCCAUUCCCUCCUAGAGAUUUUGCCGAAAAACGCGUUUUGAAGCUAGUCGAGUGGUUUUCUGGUCACUGUCGUGCUAUAAAGAGCUAAAACUUACCACAAACUGGUUUACAGGUCGAACACUUCGCAGUCUUCCGAUCCAGAUGCAAAAUAUCAGCUUGCGAAGUUCGGGCAUGCGCAGAAAGCAAAAUUUCGACAGUUUUUGGGUUUAAAAGUGACACAGCAGUCUUGACUUUUACUUUUCGCUUUCUCUCCUCCCUUCUUUUUUUGCUUUUCUUGCCUCAUUUUUUUUUUCUCUUGCUGGGCAUUUAGUAGGCUUGAUUUUGGUGGGAAGAGUUUUUAGGAAAGCUUUUAGGAUCUUAGGAUUAGGCGAAAGGAAAGGUAGGUGGGUAAUGGGACAAGAUUUUCAUGGAGAUUUUCAGGUCAAUGUCACGUGGUUUUUUGCUUGUUUCUCCGGUGUCCUUGACUGAAUUGUGCUCAUUCUGGUAUGGUUUGAAAGAUCUCUUCACUCUGCACAAGUUAGUGAAGAAAGUUGUCCUUGACCGUUAAAACUGAUGACGUCACAAUGGGUAGAAAGGACCUGGAUCCGCACGGGCGGUUACGGGCGGUUCAGGGGCGAAUGGGUUAAUCAAAAAACCUAAAAAUGGCCUUUUACCAACUUUUUCACCUGAUUUGACAUGAAAUAGACAGAUUUGGUUGUUUUAUGCUGAAAAGUGGAUUUUUUUCAAAAAGCUUGGUCCUUUGCUUAACCCAUUCGCUCCUAGAGAUUUUGCCGAAAAACGCGUUUUGAAGCUAGUCGAGUGGUUUUCUGGUCACUGUCGUGCUAUAAAGAGCUAAAACUUACCACAAACUGGUUUACAGGUCGAACACUUCGCGGUCUUCCGAUCCAGAUGCAAAAUAUCAGCUUGCGAAGUUCGGGCAUGCGCAGAAAGCAAAAUUUCGACAUAGUUUUUGGGUUUAAAAGUGACACAGCAGUCUUGACUUUUACUUUUCGCUUUCUCUCCUCCCUUCUUUUUUUGCUUUUCUUGCCUCAUUUUUUUUUUCUCUUGCUGGGCAUUUAGUAGGCUUGAUUUUGGUGGGAAGAGUUUUUAGGAAAGCUUUUAGGAUCUUAGGAUUAGGCGAAAGGAAAGGUAGGUGGGUAAUGGGACAAGAUUUUCAUGGAGAUUUUCAGGUCAAUGUCACGUGGUUUUUUGCUUGUUUCUCCGGUGUCCUUGACUGAAUUGUGCUCAUUCUGGUAUGGUUUGAAAGAUCUCUUCACUCUGCACAAGUUAGUGAAGAAAGUUGUCCUGGACCGUUAAAACUGAUGACGUCACAAUGGGUAGAAAGGACCUGGAUCCGCACAGGCGGUUACGGGCGGUUCAGGGGCGAAUGGGUUAAACCUGAGUGGGAUUGCCAAAUUUGAAUAUGAAAGAAAAAAUGAAACGAAUUCUGGUCUUAGUAGUAAAAAGACCUCAUCAUACAAAUGGCGUAGUCUAAUGUUUGUUUGUUUUCCAAGUUAGAUAUCUUGUGUGACAAUAUUGGUCGUGGAAUGCUAUGGACCUUACUUUAUCAGGUAUGAAUGAAUAAAUUUUUUAGGUAAAAGAAGAAGAAGUAAAAAAGCUGAACUCAAACUUAAGAUGGUCUAUUAUUUUGUAGGUUGCAUGAAUACUGUGAGCCUAACCUUUUUUAGUUUUGAAGCCUACCUACAUCAUACCCCAGCUGUCUUUAUUAAAGUAAUGGUACAUUCAUACUGUAUGGUUCUUUCUCGGCUACUUUGGAUUUUUAGGUUAAGUUAUGAAGUGGAAAUGCAUAGGGCAGCCUUUUUGCAAUUAGGUUUCAAUUCAGCUUUCUUACAGGCUAAUAGUCAAACGUAAUGGAGAUGAAGAUGAUGAUGAUGAUGUUGAUGACGGUGAUGAUGAUGACUGAUGAUGUUUAUGACUGUGAUAAUGAUGAUGAUGAUGAUGAUGAUGAUGAUGUUGAUGAUAGAAGUUGUCUUGAUGGUAACAACAGUGGUAGUGAAAUUAGUGUUGGUAGUGGGAAGCUGGUUAUGCUGAUGAUAAUGUUGCAGGUUAUGCUGGUAGCAUUGUGGUGAUAAUGGUUGAUGAUGGCACCCUUCAUUCUUGUUGGCAUUAUUGUUUAAGCUCAUCACCUAAGGAAGAAAGUAAAGAUCACACUUUUUAAGGGAAUGUAAGUGAAAAUAGAAAAUAUUAUUGGGUAUCCUUGAAGAAAUCGUCCUGAAAUCAAGGUUUUUUUAGAUCUGUCCAGGAUUGUAAGUUAGUGAGAUUUAUGCUCCUUAUGGCAGACAUCAGAUCAGUGUCCAUUAGCCCUAAUCCUCACCUACCUUAUUAUAGGAAAUUAACGCUCCAUGAAAUUAAUGCAAAUCGUUAAAAUUCGUGUUAAUUUAAGUUGCCUUAAUUUUGUUGAGCAUUAAUUUCCGCAACGUUAAUUAAGUGCAGCGUUAAUUUCUGCACUCUUAAUUUCCAAUAUUUUAACCCCAAUUUUGGAACCUGUCCAGACAUUCUUAACACCUAAAACCUAAAAAAAAUUAACUACAAGCUUUCUUUCUUUCCAUUUACCCCUUAUUUUUCAUCUUUCACAAAAGCUAAGGCGAAGGUCUACAAUAUUUCGAGUUCAUCUUCAUCGUUGUCGCUGUCAGAAGUGAUGUUCGCUCAGUUUUGUUCAGUUUUGAAUUUUUUUGCAUCCAGUGUUGAAGUAAAUUUGUUCCAGUUGUCACCACCAACUGUCUUAAUCGCGUUAACUUCCUUCAUUAUGAAAUUCUACCUCCUCUUUCGCGUUAAUUCUUUUUUAUUCGAAAGUCGUUUGCCAUUAAAUUCGCGUUAAUUUAAGUCCCAUUAAUAUUAUUUCCAAUACCUUAAUUUCAUGGAGCGUUAAUUUCCUAUAAUGAGGUAAAUGCAAGCAAUUCUACUGUCUUACAUGAAGUCAUAUGGAAAUUAGAAUUUGUGUUUAUUACAAAGGACCCAAGUUCAGACUUUUUUGCAUUUCUGGACAUAAGUGUUGGUUUGAUAGGGAGAUUUAAAAUAAUUUCUGUUGUUUCUGUCAAGUAAAGCAUAAUCAUGGCAAUCUUGUUUUGUCUCAUUUAUUUUUGUUACUGCACGACAGUGGGGCUACUUUAUCAGUGCAGUAGAGUGGCUGGUAUUUGUAUGCACUCAUACACUUGGAGCACAGUGGAAAAGUGCCAAGGCUAGUCCUCCCUCAUGGGUGCAAACUGUCAUGGCUAAUGGUAAGUAAAAGGUAUAUAUUAUAAAGGAUAAUUUUUAAGCAUUGCAUGAUAUAACAGUGUUCUCUCUAAAUUUUAGCUCAGCAGGUAAACGACCAUUCAUGGCUGUUGAGGGAAAAAAUAUGUGCCAGAGGCUCACUUUCCUGUGUGUGUGUGUGGGGGGGGGGGGGGGGGGGGGGGGGGGGGGUGAUAGACCUGGCCCGGCCCUUGCUGGGAAAUUUAGGGCCAAAAAAAGUUUUUGGAAAUUUUUUUCCUUUUUUUUAAAACCUACUUCACAAAAAUUGGCGUUUGUUUUUUUUGAAAAACAAUUUAAAGUUUUUGUUUUCAAUUUUUUUUUUGUUUUCUAUGUCUUUUUUUUAUAUCUGGUGCCCCAAAAACUAAAAAUUGUUAUGUAUUAUAUAGUAUUAAAUAUGGGUUAUGUUUUUAGAGGAAGUAAGCGGGUGGGGGAGGGGAGGGGGGAGGGGGGAGGGAAAGGGGGUGGGGGGGGGGGGGGGGGUGGGGGGGGGGGGGGGGGGGGGGGGGGGGGGGGGGGGGGGGUAGUGGAGUGAUAGACCUGGCCCUGCCCUUGCUGGGAAAUUUAGGAGCUAAUAAAGUUCUCUGAAAUGUCAUUCCCUGAUUUUAAGACCUACUUCACACAAAUUGGCCGUUGUUAUCUUUAGACAACAAUUUAAAGUGUUUGAUUGCAAUUGUUUUACUGUCUUCAAUGUCCUUUUUUCAAACUGCGUGGCCCACAAAAGUAAAGUUGUGUGUACUUUAGUACUUUUCCAUAUAUUCAUUUUUUUUCUUUGUGAGAAUUGGAUCAGAUCACAACUUGAAUAUUUUUUAAAACUACUUAUUUAAUUGUAGUAAACCUUCAAGCGGUUGCAGCUGGUAAGAAGUGUUGCUUCAGUCACUAAAUUUUACCGAUUACUGCCUGAUAAGGAGAACACUGCUAUAAAAUUUGCACUUGUUAUGUAUGGAUGUAGUUGUCAAAUAAUUAAUUUUUUGGCUGCUUAAAGAGUAGCUCUUACUGCCAACCAGAUUCAUAGCAAAUGUAAUAAGAUGUAGCAAAGUAACAUAAGUAUCAUAAUGUUAAUGGCAACAUACUGGUAAUCUUUUAUGUUGUCAGUAUCACAACUUUCAUAGUUACAGACAUGAAACUCGCCCCUUAGUUGUCAUCUAAUUAAUUUUUCUUCUCAAAGAGUAGCACCCACGGCAUGCCGUGCCUAGCAAAGGUAGAAGAUGCAGUAAAUUAACAUAGACCUCUUUCAUAAUGGCAGCCUAUUAAUAUAUUCUCUUAUAUGUAUGAUAAUUAGCCUUUCUGGUGUCGUUAGCAUGUGCAAAAAUAAAUUAUACAAAUUAAAGAAUUCUUACUUUCAAACGAGGUCAGAAAGGCUAAUUAUUGUAUGUUUAAAGGAAUAUAUUAAUAGGCCGCCAUUAUGAAAGAGGUCUACAAGCAUUGUAUUAAAUGUUAAUGUGAUCAUUUUGCAUUAUCAGCAGCAACACUUUUACUUAUUCACCACAGGCAUGAAACUCUCCAAUCCUUUCCAAUAGUGCUUUUAGAACUUAAAUUUGGAUAUAAAGAAUUUGAAGGUAUUUCAGUUGUAAUAGUUACUUAUGUUACACAAAUCAUUUUUAGGAUUUAAGACUCCAAUCGGGACCUUUGCCAUCUGUGGACUGCAUGGGCUCCCUGUGUGGUUGUAUGGACUCAAGACCCAUUUGUGGUCUCCUUUCAUGUCACAUCACGCACAACUGGGAGUUACUGGAGUUCUGAUUUCUGGGCGAGCUCUUUGCAUGGCUGUUGAAGUAAGUAUGGGGUUGAUUUAUGUGUUGUCAUAGCAUCAUAUGUAACCAUAAAAGGUAGGGCAUAGGAGAUGGGUUAUAUUUCUUACUUUUUUACAAGGUCUUAUAUCAAAUACAAGCAUUCUAUUUCUUUAGUUGUUUUGUUUCCCCUUAGUAUGAUACAGAAUUAUUUGUCAUACUUACAAACAUUUCUGUUUUACAGGUCUGGUUUAUUAAGAGCCAUAUAGAAGAUUUACUAGCAGAACAAGAACAGAAUCAGACACUGCCUCCUAAUAUAAAUAAUUGAAUCAAAUUCAAUCGGCUGGCACUGGCUUGCCAUAAUCAUAUUGAUGUAAACAACUUGCUGAAACUGACCAAACCAUACAUUUGGGCAAUUCUAAAGGCCAGAGCUGACAUUUCUAUAGCAUCUAGUGGGAUUUUGCAGAAAAGUGUCAUGGUGGAUGAUAGUAGUUAUCUUGAAAAUGUUACUCUUUUGGGCUCCCCAUUACUUUGGUUUCCCUGAAAUAAUGAUCACCAUUUUUGUGCCAAGCAAGGGGGUCAGCUUAAUUGUGUGAUAAUUCCUACCAGUGCCAACUGUGCCUAUAACCCUAAAAAAAACUAGAACAAUAAACUGAGGGGCAAUAGAAUGGCUGACAACUUAUGUAACACAGUAUAGUUAUAUAAGUUCUCUUACAUAACUCACCGUGUAAUUACUUAGAGAUCAAUCCAAACAAUGUAAACACCCCAAGCAAAGGUUAAUAACUGCCAAGUGUCCUACAAUGUGACAUCCGCUUUCUUUGAUCUUAACUUCAAAAGUCCUUGUACCAGAUCCUUAGCUUGUAUAUUCCUUGCGAUUUGAUUCGAUUUCGAUUAAUGCCUUUCGAUGUCGAUUAUUUCGAUUUGAUUAUGUAAAUGUUUCUUAAUUCUUAUAACAUAACGCGUAAUGUGAACAACAUACAACCCCAAAACCUCAAUUUGAGAAUAGUAACAGGGACAGAAGGAUUCACAGUCGCUUGGUCAUUUAUCGCCAUGUUUGAGAACCUUACAAAGAGGGUGUCGAACACGGAUUGCCUUAUUUGGAAAUUCUCAAGGGGUGGUUGAAGGACAGCAUUUUUACCAGGCAACACAAAAUGGUGCACGAACUGCUAUCGUCUUUGCUUGUCAAUCAAAACACGCGCAUUUUAAAGAGUUCUAGAUUCUGAUUUUACAAUGUAAUAACUCACUGAGGGCACCCUGGAAAAGGUGUGCAAAAUCGAACCAAAAUCGAAACGUGGAAGCAAAGAAUCCUGAAUCGAACCGAACGGUCAUAAUCGCGAUUAAUGGAGAAUUCGAUUAAUCGUUACACCACUAUGGUUAUUAGCUUGUUUGCUCAAUAAUGGUAUGUGCAAUUCCCCCACUACUUACCACCGGACCACAGGAGGGGGGCACUCCCUUAUUUGGCCUUAAUAGGUAUGUACACGGGGUGCGGUUUGCAGGGUCUUGAGUGCCAGAGACUUUUCGUGCCAAAGAUCUGUUGACCUUGACGGCCAACACUGAAGCAUCCACCUUCAUGCGAGGAAAAAACCUCUGAUAACCAGGGUACCUUAAAUGGGGUUUACAAUUUCACUAUUUAGCGUCUUAAACAGGGUGUCAUUUUUAACCAAAAGUCUUUAAAAGAGUGUGGUGGUGUGGUCUACUGUUUUUAUGUUAUGGUACCAACAAUAAUAUUGUUCACCAAAAAAUCUAAUUUCAUGUUGUUAGUUGGAAAAAUUACUUAAUUCUGUAUGCAAAACGGCAUGAAUCAGGGCAAUAAGAAAAGGUCUCUUGUUUUACAUGUGGUGUAAACAGGAUAGCAAAAUGAAUGAUUUUUACCUUAAACAUAGUCUGGGUUUAAGGCCUUAGCGGCACUGACUUCUACCGAAACUUUCCUUGAGGGUCCCCCACCCCCCACCCCCAGACCACUAUAGAUAGUGGGGCGGAUAUAUGCAGCACUUGCGUCGAAUUGUGCCCUUUCUGGUUAAUAAUAAUAAUAAUUUAUUUAUAAGUUGCAAAAUAGUAUUAAAAUAUGAUCUAAUGUGCAUCACAUUUGGUAAAAAUGUUUCCUUUGUUACCUUGAUUAAUCUCUGAUAUCUGUAGCCAUCGCGGAUUUUGGGUGCUGACGCCAGUUAUGGGGAUUUUAUUAAAACGGCAGCUAUCUUGACCAGAAGUGAAAAUGAUAAAUCGCCGGAAGUUGACUUUUUUUGCUUUUCAUUAACUCUUUUAAAAGUUCAAAAAUCUGUUCAUUUAUUCUUAUUUACAAAGAUUAAGACACUCAUUUCUCCUGAACGGUAAUUAGUUGGUCAUUGUUAUAAGACCUUGGGAAAUGAUCUAACUUUUCACUCUUUCAAACGGAUUUGUCUCAACUUAAUUUGCUUCCCCUUAUACUCUUGGUACCAGAUAGUCACAUCAAUAUCGUAGUAAUUUGUUAAAGUAAUGUAGUGUGGUAAUAAGUCAUUAAUUGCCAAGAGUAGUCUUUUUUAUCUAUUGUGUAUUUGUUUGGGUCAGACUGUGUCACCGUUGUUGUGCCAUUCUUUCCAGUGGCUUUUAGCCGAAAAUUAUUUUGUUACCUUCAAAUGGCCAUACAGAUGUUUUUUUCUUUUUUAAUACUAGUCAUGAAGACAACUUUCACCUCUCCCUGUUUUAGCUUACUAUUUGACAGAUUCAAUCCUGAAUAACUGAGGUCUUAUAGAUUCUCUACGGGGAAAUUGUCUUAAGUACCACUCUGUAAAAUCCAACCAAAUGUUGAGCAGGGAAGUAAGAGGUUCCAGCAGUAAAAGCAAUAACCCACCCCACCUCACCAAUGUGACAUAGAUUCAAUUUGUGAAUAACUGAGGUUUUUUUGAACCUUACAAACAAGACAAAACAUAACUACUUGCUCUGUACGCUCUCUAUGCAAUGUGACAUACAGUUCAGUGCUUAAAACGCAACUUGAGGUGUUCAGUGAGUGUGCACAGCUCAAAAAACAACCGGACUCAGGACAUUUUUAAAAUUCUUAUUGUUUUGUUAUCGAAAAUGGUAUUAAAUUUCGCGCAAUCUUUUUUUUUUGCGCGUAUUAAAUUAGUAAGAAUAAGAUGAUUGCAAAACACUACGCGUUUCUCUUUCCCUUCCUCGUCACCCCCGCCCGCUUUCCUUAUCCCUCUUUUUAGCCUCCCUGUGACAAAAAGAGCCCCAUUCCCCAUCUGGACGGUGUGGAAUGCAGGGUUACUCUUCAAGCCCCAAAAUAUGUCCUACAACAGGGUCUGGAAGGGGAUCCUGAUCCCGCAAUAUUGCUUUUUUUUUUCACGACUUCGUUUCAUCUCGAACUUCUGUUAUCUCUAUCCCCGAUACCGUUUUCUUUCCCAAUACCGCAUCCUGUACCAAGAUUUUGGCAAAUCCCGCUUUCCGAAAAGGCAAAGAGGUCAAAUCCCGAAUCCCGUCAAGACAUUUUGCGUCUUCCCGAAUCCCGCACUGUAGAUCCCAGAAAAGUGCGGCGUUUUAAUCUAAAUCUAUUCAAAGUAGACAGACUGCAAAUUAUAGUAGUUGCUAAAAAAUAUAUCUACGUGUCCCAACUGUUCAUCAGUAGGAUGCCUAAAAUACUUGCAAUUCCACAAUUGGUUUCGGCUCCAUUAAAUCCUAUACCAAUUGCAGAACAUUUUAGGAGGAGCCACCCACCGUGUGAGCCCUGGUGUGAGCACAGUCGCGGACAACACGUGUCUUAUCUUGCACGUGGGUCCCAUGGCCACUCAAGUAAAUCAUUGCGUUGUUCCAUAUGCGCAAAAACGCCAAAUACCAAUUACCAAUUACCAAAGCAACCGUUUUUGAUUAAGCUGUAUAUACCUCCUAUUAGUUCAUUCGGGUACGUUGUUAACCUCAGUCUUAACAAUCUUCUUAAAAGAGUGCACUUCCGACCUGCAAUGGAGUUCUUAUCGAUAAAAACGUGCAAUGGAGUAAAUUUUAUUGUGUUAGUUUUAAUGCUUUCACAAUCCGAAUUCCCAAAUGAGCGUCCCUAGAUUCAUCUAUCGAACCAUCCAUUGUUCCUGGUAAUUUUGCUUUGUUUUCAACUAAGUUCCUACUUUCCUGUUGGGAAUACAAAAGAUAGUGAAUCUUAUCACAAAACUAAGUUUUUUGGUGAAACACAAACUAAUUGCCAAGUCUUUUGAAAUUGAAACAAUAAAUUAGGCGUACACUGCAAAAAAUGGGGCGUCGUACGUGUAAUAUGGAUUAACAUAUUUGAUGAUGAUGAUGAUAUACUUUAUUUAGCUUUAGCUAUAUUUUUACUCUCGUCGUUUUGCCAUUUCCGUCCGCAAAUAGCAAGAGCUCAUCUAACAGCUACAGCAUGUACCGUAAGGGAACUUACUUAGCCUACAACAACAACGUCAAACAGGACGGACCCUGUAAGAAAAUUUUGUGUUUAUACACAGAUAAAAGGUAUGACUACAUUGUUCGAUUAAGUUCGGCAUACUUGUGCGACCAGAAUAAUGUAAUCUCGCUUCGACAUGAACUACUUCAGUACUAUGGUACCGGACGAUUCGAUUUGUUAAAAAGUGCCGAGAUGUGUUCCAGGUACGUAAAAGAAGUUGGCAUCGAUUCUGUUCUGGCGCUUGAGGAUGUCGCUGCUCCCAUUUUAUCUUCCCUUGUGGAAAAAUAUGGCUCAUUCGCUUUCCGCGGCCCCUCAUUUGAAUCAGUGUUUCUGACUAUCAACAAGUACUACACCCGAAAGCUUCUGGAUCCCAACCCUGUGCCUUACUGCCAUAUCGAUUUGAACAGUCAUCUAGAAAGUGCCACCUUAGAAAACAUGCUAAACGAGGUGGGUCUCCCUGCGAUUCUAAAGCCGGCUUGUGGAACUGGGUCAGUAUUAAUACAGAAAAUUAACAGUUUCGAUGAUUUGGUCCACGCAAUCGAGAGUAGCAAGAAACACUACAGUUCCAUAAUAGGCAGCCAUGCUCCUUUGUCCUCCAAAUUCCUUGACUUGAGCAGGUAUCCCUUGGCUUUGACCGAUGGAUUGAUGAUCCUCCUCUUUAUACAUCUACCUCUCUAGUAUCUCGACCUACCCACUCAUAAAAUCACAAGGGAACUGUACAAUGAUGCUACAGUGUGUGGAUGGAAACAGUUUUAUCAGAUGAAAAAAGUUAGGUUUAAGUCAGCGAGUCGUUUUGAAAAAAUGUGUUUUCUCCCUAGAGGCCACUUCAAAUUGUUCUCCUUUUCCUUAACCUAAUUCUGACUCCACUAACACGAUAUAUCUAAUGUGACAACCUUAUUUAGGAUGCAUCAGUCAUUGUUAUAAAAUAUAGAAAAGGAAAACUUGCAAAACAAAACGAAAACUAUCAGAAGGACUGAACUGACGUAGAAUGGCUUAAGUCUCGCGCCAAAACCAUAAAUUGCCCGAUACUAUCCCAGGAACACCAGCGCGCCUCUAUACCGUGACGUCAGAAUAUUAAUUUUUGACUAAUUCCUUCCCAUGUCUCUCUGUCGUCAGAAAUUAUAUUUUGUUGAGAGAAACCUCUGAGGGCACUCCGUAAAAACCACCAACUUACAUUUUUUCUAAGCGCUAAGACUUUAGAUUUCGGAGUUAAUAAGAUCGGGUAAACACGCAACUCUUGUACAGCUGUGGAUGAUGAAGCCUACAACCUCCCACCUACCCCUCCCCUAACCCAACAUUUGAUCUACAUUUGGUAGACUCUUGUGAACACGGGAAAGUUACGUUUCACAUUAUAUCUGAUUGUUUUGCCUUAUCACCAGAAAAUAUUUGUAGCGCAUAAGUCGUGCUUAAUUCUUCUUUAAGUCCUGCUAGUCCCGUAAAGAAGAUUUCUUUGAUUUUGUUGAUUUAUCCGUUAGUUCUUAGUAGAAUCCGUAUUUAUUUUGGUAAUGGAAUGAUCGGAAAGUCAGCUAUGUACGCACGCCAUUUAGCUUUGCUUUUGCUUGUAUUUAUUUCAGUUUACGAUAUGAUCUUGGAUUAUUCGUUGAAUGAUUCAAGUGAUUGUCCGUAAAAUAUAUCCCCGUUUGCAUGUCUUCCGGAAGUGGACUUUUUGCAUUCUUGGGCUUUGAUUUUGAAUCUUGGUCAGUUAUACAAAUUUGGUCGCGUCAAUGGACAUAAAAAGGAAAAAAUGCCUACUUCAAGUUGACGUGCGUUGCUUAAAAAACGUCGCUGCUUAAACUCCCUUUUAACUUUAACUUUGCACUUUGGUCAAAAUGCUGUGUUAGGGAAGAGGGAUAUAUGUAGGUGUGCAAUUUCCCAACAUACAGAUCCCUUUUUCUUUAUAGAUAUGUGUUUAAUGGAAAGGCAUACCGCUGGGCACUAUAUGAUUUGACAACAUGGCCCACACAUCCAAAUGUCAAUCAAAUGCUGUUUCUUCCUUCCACGAAACCCACUCAUAUUCAAGAGAGAAUCUGGGACAUGUUUGAGACCGUAGCAAACAGGUACUAAGCUUCUUAACGUUUUGGAUUCCGAGCAGCGUGUUGGUUUACAAUCAACAACGGUUUCCGGUCGUUUCGAUACAAAGUCGUUGCAAACGAGUUGUAUUGAAACGACCGGUUUUCUCAACAACGUAUCUAGCCCGUCUAGCUGGCGAUUUUGUGUUGUGUGUUUUUCCAUUUGUGGUUCGUAAAGUAGGACGGAUACAGCCGCGCGAAGGCUGAACCGACGUAAAUGAGACAAUCUCUCACCCCUUGCCCCCUCUUCGCUACCCCCGUUACCUCGCGCGUUUUGGUUUGACACAGUCGUCUUGGGUAACUCUAUUACUUAACCACUUUGAUAAACAAAAAACACACCAAAAAUGACAAGCGUCAGACCUCUUUAACUUGCAUUCAAAGGGGAGACAGCAAAUUGUUGUUGCUCGAAAUAUCAUUAUACAUACUGAUAACCGUCAGUAGCAUAAAAGGUGUGCAAUUGCACAAUUGAUGUUCUUAAGAGAAUUUCCAAUACGUACGAGAAUAAUACCAAGUAGCCAGCCGAACAGGGGUUGUUAUAUAAUACAUUUUUGUUUCCGCAUUUUUCAGACGAGCAAAGGUAUUAAAGCCUGAGGCAGGCGUGGAGCGUGAGACGCGCGCCUUUUCUCGUCGACCGUGUCUUGCACUCUGUUAAGCAGGCGCUUUCAUUUGUUUGCCUGAAAAAAAGCAAAAAGUAGCGGCUGUUUUGCUGCGUAAGAUACGAGAUGUGUGUGGGGUGGGGGGGGGGGAGAGGGGGUGUCGCGAGGAGUCACGUGCGCGAGCAGCACCCAAAAAAAGAGGGGAGAGCGAGCAGAAUUACUUUCCCUCGAUCGCUUGGAGAGCAAGGGGCUAGGUUUUCUUUGUUGUUAGUCGCAAAUUCAAAGCGCAUUAAUCUUACUGUUUAAUCGUAGAGCUGCUGAUUAUGGAUAUGAUAACCACUUCCUGAACAUGCAGUUGUUCUUGUGCAAGAACGGAGAUGUCAGGCUACUUGAGAUUAACGGCAGAAUGACUACAGUUUGUUCUCCCCUCUGCCAAAAGAGCCUCACUUCCGGUGACACAAUUGAAGCGCAACUGCGCCUGGCACAAGGGGAAAAACCUCCUCCAGCAAAACUCACAGGCGUGCAUUCAGCAUAUGUUUCUAUCAGAAGCACUAUUUCAGGCAAAGCAAAUGAAAUUAUCGAUUUUCAAGUUGCCGAGAGCAUGGAAAACGUCAACCUUCAUACUGGCCCCGAUGAGUACAUACAGCCCGUUGGCGACGGUGGAAAGAGUGUUGGAGGGGCUUAUCUGUUUGCAGACAGCCGGGAAGAGAUCUGGCAAAAACAUCGUGAUCUGUACAAACGGUUGUUUAAGAAACAUCCUAUUGGAUGUAGCAAUUAA